Molecule: messenger RNA, 495 nt
Organism: Fundulus heteroclitus (mummichog)
Lineage: Eukaryota; Metazoa; Chordata; Actinopteri; Cyprinodontiformes; Fundulidae
Product: pancreatic secretory granule membrane major glycoprotein GP2-like
Exons: 4
Coding region: 1-444 (147 amino acids)
Biological process (GO): neutrophil migration
Cellular component (GO): apical plasma membrane; cell surface
Source: RefSeq, a predicted model, not a curated record
AUGUCUUUAUUCCGGGACUCCGGCUAUACUGAGACCUACCCAGCAGGCCAGGUAACCCUGCCAGUGGGCUCGCCGUUGUAUGUCGGCGUUUCUGUGGAGGAUAUGGACUCAAACUUGGCAGUUGUUCUGGAGCACUGCUUCGCCACACACACAUCCAACCCUGAAGACCCCAUACGGUACCCCCUGAUUGAGAACAAAUGUCCCACAGACCGCCGGCAGGUAUCAGUGGUUCAAAGUGGCUCCUCUCUCCAAGCUCGCUUCACUGCUCUGUUGUUCCUCCUGGGGGAGGAUUAUGGAGAUAUUUAUCUUCACUGUAGCCUCAGCCUGUGUGACAAGAGAAGCUCCAACUGUGUUCCAGUUUGUCGAAGCAGAACGUUGCGUUCUGCCUCCAGCUUUUCUGCGCUGAAGCCCAUCACCACUGGGCCAAUAGUCUGGAGCAAAUGAAUGAAUAGCAAGCUGUCAUCCAGGAAACAUGAAACAUCUGUAAAAUAAUCC